Molecule: messenger RNA, 882 nt
Organism: Bufo bufo (common toad)
Lineage: Eukaryota; Metazoa; Chordata; Amphibia; Anura; Bufonidae
Exons: 2
Coding region: 25-645 (206 amino acids)
Source: RefSeq, a predicted model, not a curated record
GACACGCCAGUGGUGGACCCCAAAAUGUCACAAUUCCUGGCCAAAACGGGUUGGAACCCCAAGAAGGGCCUGGACUCAGCUCUGCGCAGCUGCCAGGACAAAGUGCUUGAUGUAUUUGGCCCGCUGGCCAAGAUUUUUGAGCUAGCCGAGGCUGCUAGAACUGAGGGCUCCCCAAUAGAUCCCGAAGAACUGCGGGGUUGGACCCAAAGGGCAAUCUGUAUUGCCGGGAACGCCAACACAUCCUUGGCGAUUGAAAGGCGUAAAGCCAUCUUAUUUAAAAUUGACCCCAAAUUGUCCAAUUUGGCACUCACGGAGGCGGGUAAAGAUGCCCAAGGGCUCCUGUUCGGCGAAUCCUUUAUUAAGGAUAUGAGCCGUUUUGUUGGUACCUUCACCGCGCUAGAUAAAGCACAGUCGUCUAUGCGCAGGGUAUUUCAGGGACGGGUCUCUAAUCAGGCCGGCAGUAGCAGGGGCCGCCUGUCCGGCUGUGCAAACUUUCAGGCCCGUGGCGCAGGAAGAGGUUCCUUUGGACAGCGACCUCCCUUCCAGGAACAGCGCAACCCCUCACCCUUCUUCUCGACCAGAGGAGGCCAGUGGAGAUCUCGCUCCUUCAGAGGCAACCCCAACUCUCGCAGACCCUUAGGAUGAAGGUCGAUCCAGUCUAGGAUGCUGUACUACCGGCUAAUUUUCUACCACAAUUGGGCCAUGUUGGCUACUUGGAUACGUUUCGUUGGCGUUGGACUUUUCCGUUCCAGUUCCAGUUCGGAGUUUUUAUGAAGGUGUUCGUGUUCUUGGCACCAGGAUCUCAAAGAAAGAGGAAGGUUCAGAGGAAGAGCGGCCUAUUAUAGGGGCCAUGGAGGAGGGACUUUGGGUUACUAUGGUUAU